AUGGCUUCGCCCCGUGUCGUGAAGGUAGCCGCCGUGCAAGCUGCGCCCGUCUCCUUCGACCUCGACAAGAGCCUGGAGAAACUGACGACCCUUACUGCGGAAGCCGCAAAUGGCGGUGCCGACCUCGUCGUGUUUCCCGAAGCAUUCCUCUCGGCUUACCCCUGGCGCUAUGCAUUCGAUGCUCCCAUUGGAUUGAGAGAACCACGUGGGAGGAAGUGGUACGCCAGAUAUUGCGACUCUGCUGUGGCGGUUCCAUCCCCGGCGUUUGAUGUUAUAUGCAACGCGGCAAAGGCGCACAACCUCUAUCUGCAAGUGGGCAUCAUCGAAAAGGACGGCGGCACGCUGUACUGUACCGCGCUGUUGGUCGGCCGUGAUGGGUCGAUUCUCUUGAAGCACCGCAAGCUGAUGCCGACGGCGGCCGAAAAUCUCGUGUGGGGCAGAGGCGCUGGAGAUGGUCUCCAAGUCGUCCAGACCGACAUUGGCAAGAUCGGGACAUUGAUAUGUGGUGAGAACUACAUGCCGGCGGCAAGAUUGGCGCUGUAUCAGCAAGGAGUCGAGAUAUACCUGGCGCCUACAGCGGACGAGUUGCCGGCGUGGAUAGCCUCCAUGCAGCACAUUGCCAAAGAAGGCCGCUGCUUCGUAGUGUCCGUCAACGCGAUGUGCAAGGUCUCGGACUUUCCAUCGGACUAUCCGCCUUUCAUCCCGGAAUCCCACGACCUGAAGCCUGACGGUUCGCGGUGGGAGUCGGAUGAUGUCGUCAAUCCCGGAGGAUCAUUUGUGGUUGGUCCCCUGGGAAUACCCCUGACUGAGCCUCUGUGGGACAAGGAGGGGAUCAUAUACGCUGACUUGAAGAUGUCGGACGUUGCUGAGUCAAAGCUCGACUUUGAUCCUGUGGGAAGCUACUCUCGCCCAGAUGUGUUCCAAUUGACAGUCAAUACCAAGCCGGGCACCAACGUCCAUUUCACCACAUAA
Anthostomella pinea is the source of this 972-nucleotide messenger RNA. Lineage: Eukaryota; Fungi; Ascomycota; Sordariomycetes; Xylariales; Xylariaceae. The record is from the annotation of a GenBank genome assembly.